AGAAAUACCAGCUCGGUGCAAGCUGACAACACCCCAAGUUUCCUGAUCUGAUUACAUUGUAAGUUUUCCUGUAAAAUCUUAACACAUAGAAGAGAUCACUUUUAUCAAGUUUAAAGGAAAUGUAUGGGUUCAGGAGCUACACCUUAACAUGAAGUUGGUAAUAUUUCCAUUCCUUUUGCGUAUAAACCCCUCCUGUAAUUGUGUAACUGUACUCUACACAUAACAGUUCAAAGUUGCUUCUAUUCAGCUUUACACACAUCUUGCUGACUGUAGGGUUGUCUAUAUUGCGUUUCUGGUGCUUCAGCUAAGGAACUUUUUUUAAAAGUAGGUAAUUUGCUAUACAAGUUGAAGAUGUGGAACAUAAAACUCAGUUUAUUAUUGUCAAGCAUUUUCGUCUGUGGAGUCACUAUAAGAAUUGUCAGUGGAAUAGCUCUCCAAUGUGACGAGAAAAUAGAUUUAUGUAAAAUUAACUGUUUGACUGGUAAUAUUGAUGAUGACGUUAAACUUGAAUGUGCUGAUCUGCCAAAAAAUAACUCUCUCGUUCAUAUUCUUCAAUUGGACUUUAAAAAACUUAUUGGUUUGCAAGUCCAACACUCCGACUUGACAGAUCUAAAGCAUUUCGCACACACAAAACUUGAACACCUUCAAUCGCUGACUUUUAUAAAUUCGAAAUUCAACCUAAGUGUGCUGUGUGAUAUCACGGAAUCAACUCCGUAUUUAACAAAUCUUACCAUAAUACAAGAAAAUAUUCAGGAGCUGAAAGCAAAAUACUUCGAAAAAUGUAAAGUAAACUUAACAACUUUGUUAAUGAACGAAAAUAAGAUGAACGAAAUCGAGAACGAUGCUCUCGAGAUUUUUUCGGAAUAUUUAACAAAUCUUAAACUUCGUGAUAAUAAAUUCAUUCAAGUUCCACAAGCAUUACAACAUCUUCGUAAACUUCAGACGCUUGAUCUUUCCAAUAACAAAAUCAAAUCAGUCUCGAAUCAAGAUUUUCUUGCACUGAAUGGUCUGAAGAGCUUGCAAAAACUAGAAAUGAAUGAACUCGACUGCAAGUGUGGGCUUGAAAAGGAAGUUUUCUUCCAAUGGGUCACAAAUAAAAAGUUUCCAGAAGUAACGUGUGCCAGUCCAAAGAGACUGCAGUUCAAGAAACUUGCUCAUCUCACGAAAAAGGAUUUGUGUGAUAAUGCUGCCCAAACCAAUGCUAUGGUGUCUUCAGUAGUGGUUUUUUUUAUAAUAGUUAUGAUUCUUAAUUAAAAAUGCAAUGGUUGUAAUUACAUAAGGUUUCAAAUGAGACUAUUCUGAACCCAAACUAAGAUACAGAGAUGAUAUUUAUAACUUUUAAUAUUUUUCACAAAAAAGUGCAAUAUAUUGAAUUAAAUACAUAUACAUUUUUUUCAUGGCUGUUUCCCUUUCAAUUUAGAUUUUUAUUGUUGUCAUUAAAUGUAGUUUAUUAAAUAUAACAGUAAAUAUACUAACAGUGCCAUAUUUCUUGUUUUCUGUAUCAUAACUUGUGCAAAUGUAUGUAUUAAAUCAAAAA
Limulus polyphemus (Atlantic horseshoe crab) is the source of this 1537-nucleotide messenger RNA. RefSeq names its product toll-like receptor 7. The coding region runs from base 352 to 1254 and encodes 300 amino acids. The transcript is spliced from 3 exons. The record is from RefSeq and is a predicted model, not a curated record. Gene Ontology annotation, molecular function: protein binding. Lineage: Eukaryota; Metazoa; Arthropoda; Merostomata; Xiphosura; Limulidae.